This is a messenger RNA of Hypomesus transpacificus, 2812 nucleotides long. RefSeq names its product zinc finger protein 658B-like. The record is from RefSeq and is a predicted model, not a curated record. The transcript is spliced from 3 exons. Lineage: Eukaryota; Metazoa; Chordata; Actinopteri; Osmeriformes; Osmeridae. Bases 201 to 2093 code for a protein of 630 amino acids. Gene Ontology annotation, biological process: regulation of transcription by RNA polymerase II. Gene Ontology annotation, cellular component: nucleus. Gene Ontology annotation, molecular function: RNA polymerase II transcription regulatory region sequence-specific DNA binding; DNA-binding transcription factor activity, RNA polymerase II-specific.
AAAAAAAAGAAGAAUGUUCCUAUGCUCAAGUUGUUUCCCAGGCUGGAGAUCUCCUAUUGGCAGACUUGAUCAUGGGCGGAGACUAGACGGAGGAGAUCAUUUUAAGGCUCCAGAGAGACUCAACCAGAGAGAGCAGUAACCAGACUCAGAGAUAAAAACGCUUCCAGACACCACACAGAGAACAAAGAGAGGUCUGAGUUAUGGAGACACAUCAGUGUGACACCUGUGGGAAGGAACUUUCCUCAUCCAGGAACCUCAAGCACCACAUGAUGAUCCACACCGGGGAGAAACCCUACAUCUGUGACCUCUGUGGUAAAGCCUUUAGCCAUGUUGCCAACUUAAGAGCUCACAACAGGGUCCACACUGGGGAGAGGCCUUACAGCUGUGACCUCUGUGGGAAAACUUUUAGCCGGGCUUGCCAUUUCAAAGUUCACAGCAAGAUCCACACAGGAGAGAAGCCCUACAGCUGUGACCUCUGUGGGAAAACCUUUAGCCAGGCUGGCAAUCUAAGUGUUCACAACAGGAUCCACACAGGAGAGAAGCCCUACAGCUGUAACCUCUGUGGGAAAACUUUUAGCCGGGCUUGCCAUUUCAAAGUUCACAGCAAGAUCCACACAGGAGAGAAGCCCUACAGCUGUGACCUCAUCGGGAAAACUUUUAGCCAGGCUGGUGGUGUCAAACUUCACAGCAGGAUCCACUCUGGAAAGAAGUCCUACAUCUGUGAACUCUGUGGUAAAACCUUUAGCCAGUUUGGCAGUUUAAGAGCUCACAGCAGGAUCCACACUGGAGAGAAGCCCUACAGCUGUGACCUCUGUGGUCAAACCUUUGGCCGGCUCCACUGUUUCAGAAUUCACAGCAAGAUCCACACAGGAAAGAAGCCCUACAACUGUGACAUCUGUGAUGCAACCUUUUUCUCCACUGGUGAUUUGAAGAAGCACAGCAGGACCCAUACAGGAGAGAAGCCCUACAGAUGUGACGUCUGUGGUAAAACCUUUAGCCGUACCGCUAAUCUUAGCAGUCACCGCAGGAUCCACACUGGAGAGAAGCCCUACAGCUGCCCACACUGUGACUAUUCAUGUAAAAGAAAUGACCAUCUGAAGAGUCACCUGCGUAUCCACAAUAAAAAACAAACCAAAGCAGUGAAGUCUGGGGCCAAGCUGUCCCAGCAGUCACCACCUGAGAGAACUACACAUCAGUGUGAAACCUGUGGGAAGAGCCUUUCCUCAUCCAGGAACCUCAAGCAGCACAUAAUGAUCCACACUGGAGAGAAGCCCUACAUCUGUGACCUCUGUGGUAAAUCCUUUAGCCAUGUUGCCAACUUAAGAGCUCACAACAGGGUCCACACUGGGGAGAGGCCUUACAGCUGUGACCUCUGUGGGAAAACUUUUAGCCGGGCUUGCCAUUUCAAAGAUCACAGCAAGAUCCACAAAGGAGAGAAGCCCUACAGCUGUGACCUCUGUGGGAAAACCUUUAGCCAGGCUGGCAAUCUAAGUGUUCACAACAGGAUCCACACAGGAGAGAAGCCCUACAGCUGUAACCUCUGUGGUCAAACGUUUGGAAGGCUUGACUGUUUAACAGUUCACCGCAAGAUCCAUGCUGGAAAGAAGCCCUACAUCUGUGAACUCUGUGGUAAAACCUUUAGCCAGUCUGGCAGUUUAAGAGCUCACAGCAGGAUCCACACUGGAGAGAAGCCCUACAGCUGUGACCUCUGUGGUCAAACCUUUGGCCGGCUCUACUGUUUCAGAAUUCACAGCAAGAUCCACACAGGAAAGAAGCCUUACAGCUGUGACAUCUGUGAUGCAACCUUCUUCUCCACUGGUGAUUUGAAGAAGCACAGCAGGACCCAUACAGGAGAGAAGCCCUACGGAUGUGACGUCUGUGGUAAAACCUUUAGCCGUACCGCUAAUCUUAGCAGUCACCGCAGGAUCCACACUGGAGAGAAGCCCUACAGCUGCCCACACUGUGACUAUUUAUGUAAAAGAAAUGACCAUCUGAAGAGGCACCUGCGUAUCCACAAUAAAAAACAAACCAAAGCAGUGAAGUCUGGGGCCAAGCUGUCCCAGAAGUCACCACCUGAGAGAACUUCUGUAUGACCCACAGCUGGAAGAACUACUGGCCUACACCUACUGGGACAGCACAUGGAGUAACACUAGAUCUACAGUUCAACAUGACAGCACAUGCAGUAACACCAGAUCUACAGUUCAACAUGACACCACAUGCAGUAACACCAGAUCUACAGUUCAACAUGACAACACAUGCAGUAACACCAGAUCUAUAGUCCAAUACGACAGGACACAGGAAAGAUACCCCUGUAAUGAUGGAGGGGAAGCUGUGUCAGACUGGGUAGAAAACUGGUAAACUCUGGCUAAAAAAAAUUUAAGAACACAUUAGUACCAUCAAUAUUACAUUUUGUUAAACUCUGCUGCCCUUCAGGGUUUCCUUGUUUUUUUGUAUCCAUUUGUUGGUAAAAAAUUGUUAGAAGACCUCUUGAGGGUUAUGCCAAUUGUUCUUAACACACCUUGAAACUGGAUCUGUAUUUUAAUGAAACAAUACUUAGUAGUUCUAAAGAAGACAGAUCGUUGUGUCAGUAUUUGAAAUGUUACCUUUCGCACCACUAGGCCUUGGGAAGACCUGUCUGAGGAAAUGACAUCAUAUUCAUUUGAUCUCAGUCUAAAGACGGCAGAUAAAGCAUAUCACAGCACAAGAUCAAGAACCAGAAAGGGCUUCAAGUUAAAUGAAUGAAUCAAUGAUUUUCCUGGAUUUUAUGAAAUUGAAAAAUAUAAAACCUUUUGUAAAAAUGAUUUGAAAAAUA